GCUGUAUCUAGAGGGGAGCGACUACCUGCAGCACUUGGCCAAUGGAUCCCUCCUCCUGUUGCCAGUGUCUAAGGACAGCCAGCCGGCCCGUGGUGUGGCGGGAGCUUACAGCUGUGUGACUGGUAGCACCCAUGGAGCACUGAUGAGCCGGACUGUGAAUGUGCUCCAAGCAAGUCUGUCUAAAUUCCGUCUGGAGCCAUCGCCCCAAAAAGUGCCCACUGGAGGAGCUGCCCGCUUUGAGUGCCAGAUUGAAGGAGUACCCACCCCCCUUAUUACCUGGGAAAAAGAUGAAGUAGCAAUUCCAGAGGGAACAAGGUUCAUUUCCCUUCCUAACGGGGUGCUUCAGAUUCUGGAGGUGACCAAGCAUGAUGAGGGUGUAUACCGCUGUGUUGCCUCCAAUUCUGCUGGGAAGGACAUCAGUCAUGAAGCCAGGCUCUCUGUCACCUCAGGCUCCACUGAACCCCUGAACAGAGUUGUGAUUGUGGCACCACCUCAAAAUGCCACAGUCAUACUUGGGCAUCCUGCCGUGAUGGAGUGUAUGGCUCAAGGCCAGCCCAAGCCACUGGUGUCCUGGAGCAGACAAGAUGGAAAGCCCAUUUCUACUGAUGUGGUUGUCCUUGCAACAAACCUGGUGAUUAGAGACACAAGGCGUCACCAUGCUGGUGUUUAUGUCUGCCGAGCCAACAAGCCCAAGACCAGAGAGUUUGUAAUUGCUGCUGCUGAGCUGCAAGUACCUGCCCCUCCAGUGAUUCUUCAGCCCCCAGAGACAGUGUCCCUCUCCCGGGGAAACACAGCCAGGUUUUUGUGUAACAGCACUGGAGAGCCAUCUCCAGUGUUGCACUGGUUGAAGAAUGGCCAGCCUAUAAAGUCAUUGAGACGAGUGAAGACCCAAAGCCCCGGAGUCCUGCUCAUUAACCAGCUAGCUCAGGAGGAUGGCGGCUACUACCAAUGCAUAGCAGAGAACUGGCUUGGCACAUCCUGUGCCACUGCCAGGCUGACGGUCAUUGUUAGAGAAGGUCUGCCCAGCCCUCCUCGCCACCUUUCUGCUACACCAUACUCCAGCACAACUGCCCUGCUCACCUGGGAGAAACCUGAGUACAACUCAGAUCAAAUCAUUGGCUACUCUGUGCACUGCCACAGUGCCGCAGGCUCUGAUAACGGGGAGUAUGAAUUUGCGAUGAACAAUGACACCACUGAAUAUCUCUUCAGAGAGCUUCUGCCCCACACUGCUUACACAUUCUUUGUGGUGGCUUACUCUCCCAUGGGUGCCAGCAGCCCAUCCCUGCCUGUCACUGUAGAGAUGCUGGAGGACGUGCCAAGUACACCUCCUCAGCUGUAUAUAGCCAGUACUUCCCGCACAGACAUCAAGGUGAAGUGGCAUCCGUUGUCCUCAGAACAGAGCCGUGGAGUUGUUACCCAAUACCGCAUUGAGUACAGCACUUUAGAUCAGGCGGACUCUGUGUUUUCUGUGGAGGUCGGGGGGAAUGAGACACAGUUUACACUGAGAGGUCUGCAGCCCAGCCAGACCUACCGGCUGAGGAUAGCUGCUGGAACAACUGUUGGCAUUGGGGUUCCUUCUGAGUGGGUUCAGCACAAAACGCCUCCAAAUGAUAGCAAUGACAGCAUGGUGAUCUUUGCUCCUACUGAGCUGAAAGUUAGAACCAAUGUGAACACACUCAAUGUGACAUGGCAGCCCUCACCCAAUCACACAUUGGUCUCUGGCUAUAAGCUGUCCUGUCGGGAAGUUGAGGCUGAUGAGACGGCCAAUGGGGAAAGGAGAACACAGACACAUACCAUCAGGCUUCGUAAGAAGGCUAAAUAUCAUCUCCUCACUGGGAUGAGUCCUGACCGACAGUAUGAGGUGAGGGUUUGGGCAUUCAAUAAGCAGAUAGAUGGAGCAGCUGCAGUGUGGAAGGGAAAGACAGAAAAGCCUCAUGCACCACCAACAACACCCGGGCCACCACCUCCAUUGCCCCCAAGCAUUAUCCAAGCCACAGCCAACAGCUCCACUUCCAUCUGGCUGCGAUGGGAGAAACCACGGUUCAACAAUGUACGCAUCAUCAACUACACAGUGCGCUGCAGUCCUUCAGGAACCACCAAUGCAUCCCUGGUCUCCUAUUACACCAGCUCUGCACAAGAGAUUUUGCUUAGGGAACUGAAGCCCUUCACUCACUACGAGCUGGCAGUGCAGUCUAAUGGAGUGAAUGUGCUCGGACCAUUCAGUGGCACUGUGGAGGAGUCCACUCUCGCUGAUCGGCCCUCCACACCUCCCGAGGAGCUGCAGCUGACUGUGCUGGACUCCUCCUCUGUGCUUGUGAGCUGGCACCCUCCACUGGAGCCUAAUGGUAUCAUCAUCAGCUACAAGAUUUUGUACAGUGGCAACCUCAGUGAACCUGAGCAUUUAUGGAAGAACCUUUCCCAGGAUGGGAGCAUUACUAGUGUAGAGGUCCAAGGAUUGUCCAGUGGAACUCGAUACUUUUUUAAGGUUGGGGCAUCUACUGAUGUGGGACCAGGGCCUUACUCACCUAUAAAGGAAGUUCACACUCCCCUUCAAAAAUAUGAGCUGAACAUCCAUGCAGUGAUAGGCAUCAUAGUCGGUGUGUGCCUAGGACUGAUAUGCAUCCUCCUCUGCAUGUGUUUCAGCUUUCGUAACAGCAAAUCCAGGGAGAUAUCUGGGGGUCUGGACUCCACAGCUGGGACACCUCAGUAUAAGAGAGGAAGCUGCCCCAUUCCCUCCAACAUGCCAGAGUGCAGCGACAGCUAUGAACUGGAGACACUGAUGCCGCCAGGAAGCCAAGAGUCUGUUCAGCCGCCAACAGAGGCCCCAGAAGAGCAGAGUCUGAUGGACUUAGAAGAUCAUCUGAGUGCAUCGCUGUGCAGUAACCGCGUUGAGGCAGAAGUCAUUGUUCACUCUGAACUUUUGGACACAGGGAGGGAGAAAGAAGAGGAUGGCUGUGAAAGCAAGGAUUCUAACACAACCAGGGGACCCUCGUUAUCAGAGGAAAAGUAUUCCCCUUUGAGCCAGCCAAGUAUGCCAGGAGAGGAGCAACCUCUGGAGAAACUGUCACUAGCCCAAAGCCCCUCGAGUCUUCCCUCAGUAAAGUUGGUGGCUACUUACAAUGGGGAGAUGGAAGAUACAGAACACCAGCUGACUGCAGACCCAGCACCACAUCAGGAAAUGGGGCUAACCAAUGGCUUCCAUUCUCCUAAGAUUGUGCUGAGGUCAGAGCAUCUGGAAAAUGGGGACUCAAGACACUGUUCAUCUGCACCUGGGAAGGCCAUCUCUCCUGGCCUGUCCCCUUCCCCCUUUGUCAGCACCGGACUGGUCCACUCUACCUCAGCAGCACACAGUUAUCUGUGCCCAUAGCCUCUGCAUGCAGGGCAUCAGCCACACAGGACAUCAGAUGGAUUUUCUUUUAUGUACCCAGGAAAAAAACCCAAGGAUUAUUUUUAUGCACCUCAUUAUUAGAUUUCUUUCUCUUCCUCGCAAAGUUUUUUAGGUACUUUGAAUCCACUGUUUCAUACUUGUGUAUACAGAGUAAGCAUAUACAGUAUAUUUUUAGUGGUAGAGUACUGUAUAUGGGUAUGCAUUCUGUCUCAUGAGUGAGUGAGCGCUUGGACAGGUUAUCAUCAUCGAUGGGUAGAUUGGAAGUGCAGGGUCUCCCUGGGUUUGGUUGCGUGGAUGCUACUUCAGUGUGGCACUUAGGAAUAAGCCUUAAAGAGUAUCUUCACACUCUGCAAGUGCAGAACACCUGUGCCUCUCUCCAGCCUCCUGCUGUCUCAGGGUCCACAGACACAUACAUACACACACACACACACACACACACACAUACACAUAUACACACACCAACAGAGAAAGCUAAAAACCUAGCUAAUUCCUUGAUACCACACAUAAAAUUCAAACCGGCAUGUAUAAACACACAUUUACUGACUGGAGUGUGGGGGUCUCAGGUGCCUAAUUAUUCUAGGUGCAUUUAUAACCUCUGUAUAUUUCUAAAUAUUGUAUUCAGUCCAAGUACAAAAAAAAAAGUCAACUGGAAUGGAAAAAUGUAAAAACAUGGAGUAUACAGAUGUGGAACAUGUGAAGUAUUCUUUUCCAAAAUGCCAUAUAUCCCAGUGGUAUGAUUUUGUAAUCCAGGGACAAUUGAAAAGUCAAACAAGUUUCCUUUCUGUUUUAAUAAUGGUAGAUAUCUCAUUUAUGAAAUUAUAGUACUUAAAUGUUUAUUUUGGUAUUGGUUUGUGUUGAUGGGAGAACGAGAGGAGAAGUUACAACUGUUCAUCUGUAGACCACUCUCCUUUUUUGGCUCCUAAAUAGGGAUGCACCAUUGUCACUACUAUUGUCAAGAUGCUGUGCCAUUGGUUGGAGCCAAUUUUUUUUUUUUUCCCCCUCAGUAAACUUAUUUUUAAUAUGAUACUUGUAAUAAUUCAAAGUAUAUUUCACUUGAUUCUGCCUAGUUAUAAAAAAAAAUUCCAAAAUUCUUCACUCUGCUACCAGAGCAAUGACAGAAUUCAACAAGAUCAGCUAGAAGAAGGAAAAAAAUAUACAGUGCUUAACAAAUUUAUUAGACCACCACCAAUAGUAUAGUUUGUUGCACAGGUGCCCUAAAUUAACAGUAUCGGUAAUUACCAAAAUCAUCUUUUAUGUUUCUGUAAUAGUUAAUCCACCAGCAUGUGCAAGGUCUUUAAUUGAAAUGAUAUUUUUAAUACUAAAAUAUAAUGAAUGUUAUCCAUGAAUUUUCAAAUUAGGUGAGAAAAAUAGUAAAUCACAUUAUUAUUUCAUUAAGAUGCCAAAUUACAGUUAUUUACUUGCAUUCCUGAAUAGAAAAAUUAGUUUUAGUGGUUGAAUGUUAUGCUUGAUUAAUUUUUGACUUCUGAGUGAGGUGCAGUGUGCCGGAUCAAAUUUGGGUAGAAAAAACGUGAAUUCAGUUUAUUUGGCUAAUAAAUAACUAAUAAUUUUUACUGUUAAAACACAUACUUGACAGAUUUCUAAAAUACUUGUAUUUUCUUGUUUUUCAUUAUAUGUGGUCUAAUAAAUCUGUUAAGUACUGUAUGUGAUCCAGUUUUUUUGUUAGUUUUUUAUUAUUUUUUUUAACUAGUGCCUCCAAACUGCUGAAUCCAUUACUUACAUAUUCAGUCAAAGAGUUUUUGAUAAUUACAACUUUCAUAUGACAAGCAGUGAUUCAGCAUCGAUUCAAGUGGUGUAGAGAGACUGGUGCAUCCCUACUUUUUAUCAACAGCACUACCUCAUUUAUUUUCAGGACAGUUUCCAGUGUGAUUUUAUUAGUUUUAUGUAACUAGCACCUUUUAAGAUCUUAUUCUUAACUUGUCUGAUUUUACAGCAUUUAGUUUUUGGAGGAAUAAUUGUCCUGCAGUGACUGUACGUUCUUGUAUUAUGUCAAACUGGAAAUGGUCUCUUUAGCGCGUUGCAGCUUCCUCUCAGAUUUCUAAUAGAUUGUCAGUGCAGCAUUACUCUUUCCUGCAACAUCGCUCUAUUGGAGAAAAAAAACAAAACAUGCCUGUGGCUUUGAUGUGAUGCACCUGAAACUAGUCCACCCGGUGACGCUCAGUUUCAGAGUUAUAAUUCCAGUCAAAGUAGGACCAACUGUAAGUUCUAACAGCUUCUGUAAUGUACUUAUCCUUAUCGUGCCACUUGCAGGCAACUACAGUUUUUGUUGGGUUCUGAUAGACAAAAUGUUGGAACACAAUUCUUUUGAUUUCAUUCACCUUAAAGUUACACUGCGUAAAAUAUCACCGCUGUGUGUCUGUAAAUUGUAGAUUGCAGUCAAGCUGAGUUUUCGUACCCCUCCCAAUUCAAGUGCAUAAUCCUCACUACAGAUGAAUGUAGUGAAUGUAGGCUGUCCACAGUUUACCUCAGCUGGUGUCUCAGCUGUAAAACUUUGAAAGAAGUGAUACUGAGGUCAGUUGUUGAGGAUAUCCUGAACAAUUCUUUUGCUAAGUGCUGCUGUUUGCGUCUGUUAACAGCUGCUGUUAGCUGGUGUUAGUGAAGCUUUCUUUAAAGUGGAUCAAACAUUGUUGGACUUAUGACACUUAGCAUGUAAACUCUCAUAAGAUGUGAGAAUGUAAUCAAACUGUUUAUCUGAGGGAAAGUUUGAAUUUUAGAGCACUCGAGCCUAACAUUAGAUCACAUAACUUCAGCUUAUAACCGGCUGUUGUUGUUUAUCCGGCUCACUGUCAAUUGUACGGAGACGGGAGGGCCACACGUCUAAAUAAUUGUAACAAUAUUGGUAAUAAGUAUGUUUAUGCACAUUUUCAUGCGUUAGACUCCGGUUCAGGAGAUGAGGAGGAAGAGGAUGACAUUUUAUCUUCGGCACGCAAACACCUACAAGUUCUGUUCUCGCCUUUGGUGUUCAAUGUACAGUAUGUUGCCAGUCUCCAUCCACAUACAUAAAAUGCCAUUAGGUGGAACAGCAAUGUCCAUUUCGGCCAAUGCACUCAACAUGGCAGGGCAACAUAGUGGCUUCCACAAAUUGGCACCCAUGCUUGUGUAGUUUUAAGAGAUUAAUUCUAAGUUUAAGAGAAUGCAUAAUUUUGUUGGAAGAUGUAAUUACACACUAAUCAAUGUAUAUAUGAGUACAACUUUUCUUUUUCUAUUAAAUAAACCCCCAAAAAAGUCUUUAAGUAAGGUAAACUGUGAAGACACUUGAAGCAGGUUAUCGAGUUAUUUAUUUUGCUUGCCAGCUUCAGGUCAUAAUGUUCUGGCCUGCAUGAAGACAAGAACAUGUGACACUCAUUAACUACAGGUGGCGCAAGUCUUUGCAUGUCUUUUGUAACUCAACUCAAACUGGUUCUAUCAGGUGCUUCACAUCAAAAAGACAAUUUUUUUUUUUUUUUUUUUUUUUUAAAGCCGACAACACUAUAAUUUGUCAAUUCGCAUGUUAUGGGGAAAAAAAGGCUGAGCACUGAUUAUUUUUUUUGUGUGUGUGUAUUUUUCAGUAGGUUCAAUUCAAUAACAGCUUUACAGAGCUUGUGAUAAGUAAUAAUGACAGAUAUGUCAAAAUAUAAUCAUAGCAUUGAGUCGAGCCCUGUUUAUGAUGUCUCAUCUUCUCUCAGGUUGUUUUCUAGCAGUGAAAAUGGAGCAAAUGGACAAACCCCGUCUCUAUCCUGCCCAUGUUUCUACCUAUGUCCAAGCAGCUGCAAAAAUAUCACAAACUUUAGCAGCAGAAAUGCAAAAGGUUGUUUGUGAAUUAAUGAAAAAUGCUCAGUGUGUUCAAUACCAACGUAACUGUUCCCGCUAAAAAGCUUUCCCCCAAUUUCAGAACAAAAUUCAUGAUUACUACCACAGAGCAUUUUUGUUUUGUUUUUUUGCCUUGCUUCUAUCUACUCAACAUCAAAAUAAGACUGGCAUUUUUUCCCCCCUUACUGCAUUAGCAGUCAUUUACAGACAGAAAUGAAUGUGUGGAAACCUGUGUGAAACACUGAUUUAAGAGAUUAAGGUUUGUUGCAUCUGGAUUCAGAUAUUCAGAUACAAUCUACUGCCAGUUUCAGUAAUUAUUAUUUUACACCUUCAAAAUGCCAUCAUAAAGUUUGAGUUUAAGUGGUCCAUAAAGGGCAAAUCAACUGCAUGCUCACAUGGGUUAAAAACAAAAAACUGCUGCUGCACUACUGUGCUCAUCAAUCCAAAAUGGCAAUUAGUGAUUUCAAAGCAGGUUUCCUUUUGCUAAUAAAGUAACACCUGCUAUGGUAUAAUAAUUUAAAUGUUUAGUGAACAUUGCAGCCAUAGCUUUCUGACUUGUGAUUUAAGGUUCAUUUGCCAUUUAUAAAAGUUAAAGCAAAGCACCAAUUUAAAAAAAAAAAAAAGGGUCUUUACUGUUCUCUACAUACUUAUAGCCUACUGUUUCUCCUCAUCCUUAAAAGGCAUGUAUGUCCUGAGUACUGAAAGAAACAUUCUCAAAAGCAUUCCAGUUUGAUAUCUUUAACAUACCUCUCUCAGUCCAGGUCGGCCAUGAUUAGCCAUGCUACCUUAAGAAAAGAAGUGCUAAAUGUGUUAUGUGCUGUUCGGAUAGGCUUCAUCUGGACAUGUGUUUGUAUGGAAAUCAGUGAAUCAGGAUAGUGUUAGAAAGUCACAAUGGACAGUUACAGUGACAAAAAAGAAUAAAAAUCUUUUCAAAUCUUUGGAGUGUAGAUUUAAUGACGUCUCACACCUAACAUUUUCUGCUUUGAACAUAGCAGCAGGCUAUUGUCACUGCAUAUAAAGUAAGAUCAUAGUAACAGUAAAUUCUCUGCACCACUGCACCAUGGACAUUUAAAACAAUUGAAAAUGAGUUAGUUUGCGCCUGGGAGUUGGUCAAAGAAAGACACUAUCACAUCCAUGAUGAAGGAAUUCAGUUUCAUGUGUAGCUGCCAAAAUCGAAUGUAAACUCUUAGUCGGACAUAGUUUCAUGCUUUUUUUUUUUUCCUCACAACUAUUUCACUUCAAUCAGGUUGUUACACUCAUGUGUUAAGUCUUGAUGCAGUAGUGGAUUAUUAUGGUGUGUGGAGCUGACAGAUGAUAUGAAAUGGGGAUUAGCAUAAAACCUGCCUCCAUCAUAAAGGAUGUAUGCUCUCCUUUUCAGAUCUCUAUUAACACUUAACUACUCUUUUAAAUACAUAUAACUUCCUAUUGUACACCUUUUUGUUGGCUAGAACAAUCACAUUUUUAGAGGAAAACUGCUCAUUCUCUCAUUUUUGUAGAGAAGAUAAUUACUUUGAUUAUGUUGAUUUCAUCCUCUUUUGUAAGGUUUUAUUAAAACACUAUACCUCAUGUUUGUAACUUCAUUUGAUUCUGAUCAGUCUCUUGAUACUGCACAUUUUGUAAGAAGUAGAACAUAUAAAGAUAAGAAUCCUGUUGUUUUGUGAGCCACGUUUUUCCACAGAGGAUGGGACUGAUGUUUCAUGUUACCUCAGUGUGAGUUUUUACUCAUUACAGUGACUUGGAUGGUCUAGUCUAGCACUGAAGAGGUAAACGAAUUAGAGGAGGGAUUAAACCAUUCAAAUUACCAAGCGUUCAUAAAUAUUUAAAGAAAAAUCAUGGGAGAAAAAAAAAUGUCCAGUUUUGUUAAAUUGUAACCUAGAAGUAACUGUUUAUUCUUUUCUUUUUUCUUUAGGGAGAAGGGCUAAAGAGAUUCUCUCCCAAGGCAGGUUGUACCUCUCAGUGCAGACAUGCUUCUAUAGAAAUAAUAGUCUCUUCUCUACUCAGGUGCACCAUCUUUGCAUAAAAGGAUCAUGCCUGCAUAUCCAUCUCAGAUACAUGUCGUGCUGUCAAACGAUGCCUCAUUUUGUCCUUUUGGAAAUUAAAUCAAGGAAACUCUUAUGCACAGAUGAUAUCUUGUUUUGUACAAAUUGCUCAGUGCAUUUCUAUCUCUGGCUUUUCUUUGUACAUUCUGGUGCUUUGUGGUGAGCUGCUUUGUCCAGUGAUGUCACACUGUUGUACUUUUUCUUUUUUUUGUGGUACAUUUUUCUCUAGUUUUGUGUAUACCUGCUCAGUUCUGCCUCUUAGAAUGUGUAUGCACAGGCUAUAGUCAUGUGCCACCAGCAAUGCUCUGCAUCUACUCAGACACCUUUGGAAUCAUUGUGUGCCGAGCAAAACUUCAUUAAUCACAUAUGCUUAAGUAGAAGCAAACUGUAGGAGCACUUAAUAGAUUAGCACUUUGUCUUUGGCCAUGAGCAACUCUGGUCUGUCAUCUUUACAUUUCUAGAAGUGCAAUUUUCAUAGUGUGUAAAACAACAGGUGGAUUACUCAGUGUUAGUCAUGGUGACACUGGCCAUGAUUUGUGAUAGACGCAUUGCUGUUUUGAAGGGAUCAGUCACAGGAUAGGUAUUACUUGUGGUUUGUAGAAAUAUUUCCGCUGUGUUACCAUGUAUGAAAAUGUUGAAUCUCGCAGCAA
Molecule: messenger RNA, 9884 nt
Organism: Archocentrus centrarchus (flier cichlid)
Lineage: Eukaryota; Metazoa; Chordata; Actinopteri; Cichliformes; Cichlidae
Gene: igdcc4
Product: immunoglobulin superfamily, DCC subclass, member 4
Exons: 18
Coding region: 143-3367 (1074 amino acids)
Biological process (GO): cell-cell adhesion
Molecular function (GO): protein binding
Source: RefSeq, a predicted model, not a curated record